AUGGCCUUACCGAGAACCUUGUCCAAGCCCAUACGAGCACGAAUCGAAAAUGUCGUAUUCCAGUCCGCAAUCAUCGCCCUUGUCCUGAACUACCUCCCUCGUCUCUCCGAAUACAUACCAUAUGGCUUCUCUAGACAGGCGCUGUCUGCGAUUCCUCUUGCAAGGAAGUUGCUGAAGAUUCUGUGGGGGUUCGCUAUUGUCAAGAACCUAAGUGGAAUUGCGUCCCACGUAGCUCUUAACUCAUGGAAGACGAAUGAAUGGAAUGACGAACAAGAAAUCGUGGUGGUGACGGGAGGUUCAAGUGGUAUUGGUGCCUUGGUGGUUCGCGGAUUUGCUGAAAGAGGCGCGAAAGUUGCGAUUUUGGAUCUGCAAGAACCAAAAGAGUCGUUAGGUCCAAAUAUAUCAUUCUAUAAGUGCGACGUUACGUCCUCUUCUGAAAUCAGCAAAGUCGCGACCGAAGUUCGAUCGAAAUUUGGCGACCCAACCGUUUUAAUCAAUAAUGCUGGGAUUGGUUUCGCAGAGACAAUACUUGGAGGAACGGAAGCACAUCUUCGAGCCACGAUGAAUGUCAAUCUGCUCUCGCACUUCCUUAUGGUGAAAGAAUACUUGCCUUCCAUGGUAAAGAGAAACAAGGGACACGUGGUAACGGUUGCAAGCAUGGCAAGUGUGGUGACAAUCGCUUCGAACGUGGAUUAUUCUUGUACGAAGGCGGGUGUGCUUGCGUUCCACGAGGGCUUGAGACAGGAACUCGACUACAGAUAUAACGCAAGGCUUGUAAGGACGAGCAUAAUACAUCCAACUUGGGUGCGCACACCAUUGACUGCUCCAAUGGGCGGGCACUCAGAUGAGUUAACAAAGGGUAUACUCGAACCUGAAGUGAUUGCAGAUGCGAUAGUUUCUCAAGUUGUGAGCGGUUACGGAGGCCAAAUAUUCUGCCCACCAAAUUUAAGCCUCAUGAGCGGCAUUCGAGGAUUUCCACAUUGGUUGCAGGAGUCUAUCAGGGGAGCACAAAAAAAUGUGCUUCAACUAUAA
Messenger RNA from Glarea lozoyensis ATCC 20868, 1032 nucleotides. Its product is annotated as NAD(P)-binding Rossmann-fold containing protein. Lineage: Eukaryota; Fungi; Ascomycota; Leotiomycetes; Helotiales; Helotiaceae. The transcript is spliced from 3 exons. Gene Ontology annotation, molecular function: oxidoreductase activity, acting on the CH-OH group of donors, NAD or NADP as acceptor. The record is from RefSeq and is a predicted model, not a curated record. The coding region runs from base 1 to 1032 and encodes 343 amino acids.